AUGACUGCCCACCGCCGCCCCGUGUAUUUCAAUCCAGGCGCCCGUUCGUGGGUAGCAGAGCCUUUCCAGUCAGCAGAACUGGCUGAAAACUUCCACCGGAAACUCAGGGGCUACCAGAAAUCUCCGCUUGUGUCCUUGGACGGCGUAGCAGAGGAGGUUGGCGUAGGGUCGGUAAACAUCAAAGAUGAGACGAACCGAAUUGGGCUCCCAUCAUUCAAGGUCCUGGGCGCAUCAUGGGGAGCUUUCCGAGCCGUGACGCUUCAAUUGGGGCUCCCGCUCGACUCGACUAUUGAAGAAGUGAAAACGCGCUUGUCUGAGCAACCUAUUCCGCUAUAUGCUGCAACACAGGGAAAUCAUGGGCGUGCAGUGGCUCGCAUGGGCGCCAUACUCGCAGUGCCCGUUGAGAUCCACGUGCCGGCUGAUAUGAGAGCGGAAACCAUAGCAUUUAUUAAAGGCGAAGGUGCGGCUGUCAUCGUGUCAAAGGGACAAUAUGACGAUGCCAUGAUGGAGGCGCAAGCUGCUUCUCAACAGAACAAAGGUAUCCUCGUCCAAGAUGUUGCCUUCGACGGGAACGAAGACAUCCCGAAGUGGAUUGUCGAGGGUUACUCGACCAUGAUGCGCGAGAUUGAUGACCAGCUCAACGGGCAACAGGUUGACCUCGUUAUCUGUCCAGUUGGCGCUGGUUCGCUUGCUCAAGCUGCUAUCACUCACUGCAAGGCAGCAGGCAGAUCUACAGCAUUUAUGACGGUCGAGUCGGACACGGCAGGCUGCCUGUGGAAGAGCUUGACCCAAGGAGAAUCAGUUGUUGAAACAACAUCCGCAACUAUCAUGGCCGGGCUCAACUGUGGGACGCUCUCAAAGGCCGCUUGGCCACCUCUCAAGUCCGGCACUGAUGCGAGCUUGACCAUUUCUGACUAUGAGGCCCAUCGGGCAAGUCUUGACCUGCAAAAGCGUGGCAUUGCAGCGGGACCUUGCGGUGCUGCUGCCCUGGCCGCUCUUCGCCGGCUGGAUGAAUCAGACAAGGCUCGAUUAGGGCUUAAUCAGAAAUCUGUCAUUGUUCUGCUCUGCACAGAAGGCACUACAACUUACAAUAUUCCCAAGGAUGUAUCAUCUGAUGAUGUUAUCUCCCUAACUCAAACUUUGGUGCAGAUCAACUCCUCAAACCCUGAUCUUGGCUCAAUCGGAGGCCCAGGCGAGACUGCCCUUGCACAGUAUGUUACCGCAUGGCUUCGGCACCGCGAGAUCGAGAGUCAUUGGAUUGAGCCAAUUGCUGGGCGGCCCUCUGUGGUUGGUGUUGUACGAGGUUCAGGCGGUGGCAAAAGCAUCAUGUUUAAUGGACACCUCGAUACUGUUACUCUCCUAGGUUAUGAUGGCGACGCCUUAAGUGGCGAUGUCGUUAAUGGGAAUAUCUAUGGCCGGGGAUCUGCUGAUAUGAAGAGUGGCCUUGCGGCUGCCAUGGUAGCACUUGUCAAUGCCAAGGGCCUAGGUCUCAAAGGUGAUGUUAUUCUUGCAGCAGUGGCCGAUGAGGAAGGGGAGAGUAUUGGGACAGAACACGUUAUAGAGGCAGGCUGGCGAGCUGACGCAGCUAUUGUUGCUGAGCCUACUGAUAUGGCCGUCAUCAACACGCAUAAAGGAUUCGCGAUAUUUGAGGUUGAUAUCUAUGGCGUAGCUUCUCACGGAUCACGAGCGGACCUUGGUGUUGAUGCCAUCUGCAAAGCCGGAUACUUCCUCGUUGAAUUGGACCGCCAUGCUCAGGAACUACAGGAUCGUUUCGAUCAGAACAACAAACCAGAAACCGGCGCUCCGAAUAUCCACUGCGGCGUCAUCAAAGGUGGCGAAGAAGUAUCUUCUUACCCUGCCAAAUGUACUAUAUCCAUUGAUCGCCGCACCAUCGCAGGUGAAACCCCUAUAACCGUUAGAGAUGAACUUCUGAGCAUCCUUGAGAAGCUUGCGGUCACUGUCCCUAAUUUUAAGUUCGAACUUCGCAACACCUUUUCCCGAUCUCCUUAUUUUAUCGCUCGCGACCAUCCCUUCCUCAAUCUAGUGGUUGAGCAAGCGACUAAGUCUAUAGGCACGGCACCAUCGAUUCGAGGUGAGCCGUACUGGACAGAUAUGGCUUUAUUAUCGGAUGUGGGAAUUCCGGGAGUUAUUUGGGGUCCUAAGGGGUAUGGACUGCAUGCGAAGACGGAGUGGGUUGAGAUCGAAUCGGUCCGUCAGCUGGCAGAAGCGUUCGUGGCGAUUGAAGCAGACUUUUGCAAAUAA
Molecule: messenger RNA, 2262 nt
Organism: Venustampulla echinocandica
Lineage: Eukaryota; Fungi; Ascomycota; Leotiomycetes; Helotiales; Pleuroascaceae
Exons: 2
Coding region: 1-2262 (753 amino acids)
Molecular function (GO): hydrolase activity
Source: RefSeq, a predicted model, not a curated record